This is a messenger RNA of Rhododendron vialii, 1856 nucleotides long. RefSeq lists its product as uncharacterized. The record is from RefSeq and is a predicted model, not a curated record. Bases 40 to 1398 code for a protein of 452 amino acids. The transcript has a single exon. NCBI's taxonomy places the organism in Eukaryota, Viridiplantae, Streptophyta, Magnoliopsida, Ericales, Ericaceae.
CAACUAAGAGCUUCAUAAAACCACAAUAUCCCGCUAACCAUGAACCCUCCAAUUGUUCAAACCAUCUCGGAGUGCUUCAUCAAACCACAAUAUCCAGCAGAAGAGGUGAAGCCUCCAAUCCACUUGGCCUCAUGGGACAUAGCCAUGCUCUCUGUGCAUUACAUCCAAAAGGGUCUCCUGUUCAUUAAGCCCCAAACAACAACAAAUCAUCAAGAAAACCCAGUCGAAUCUCUCCUAAACAGGCUCAAGGACUCCCUCUCCCGCACCCUCGUUCAUUUCUACCCCCUCUCCGGUCGACUCGCAACCCUGAAACAAGAAAAUCCGCCUUCUUACUCUAUUUACAUUGAUUGUAACAAUAGUCCCGGAGCAAAAUUUAUCUACGCAACUGCUGACUUAACUGUUUCUGACAUACUUUCGCCCGUUGAUGUUCCCAUGGUUGUUCAGUCCUUCUUUGACCACGACAGGGCGGUUAAUCACGAUGGACAUUCGAUGUCGCUGCUGUCAAUUCAAGUCACGGAGUUAACCGAUGGGGUUUUCAUCGGUUGCUCGAUAAACCACAUGGUGGUUGACGGAACAUCUUACUGGCAUUUCUUUGAAAUGCUGUCCCACGCCUUCCGUGCACGAGAAGAGAAUCCCGAGAUUCCCCGGCCCCCAGUUCUUACCCGCUGGUUUCCCGAGGGGUAUGGCCCUGUUCUCAACCUCCCUUUCUCUCACCACGAUCAGUUCAUAAGCAGAUUCAAACCACCCCCGCUUAAAGAGAGAAUCUUCCACCUGUCAUCAGUAUCCAUAGCCAAACUCAAAUCCAAGGCCAAUUCCGAGUCCAAAACCAACGAGAUUUCCUCGUUCCAGGCCGUAUCCGCACUCGUUUGGAGGUGCGUUACGCGCGCCCGCCGCCUCCCGCACGACCAAGAAACAAGCUGCAGAAUGGUUGCGAAUAACCGAGCCCGGAUGGACCCGCCGUUGCCGACCGAGUACUUCGGGAAUUCAAUUCAAAUAGUUAGGGGAAAAGCCUCGGCAGGGGAACUGCUCGGGCACGGGUUCGGGUGGGCAGCGUGGCGGUUGCACGAGGCGGUGACGGGCCAUUGCGACGCGGCAGUAAGGGAGUGGGUGGGUAAUUGGGUUAAGGACCCAUUUAUAUACCAGUUUGCGCAGUUUUUCGACCCGUUUAGUUUGAUGAUGGGGAGCUCGCCGCGGUUUGAGAUGUACGGGAAUGAGUUUGGGAUGGGGAGAGCGGUGGCGGUUCGGAGUGGGUACGCAAAUAAGUUCGACGGGAAAGUGACGUCGUAUCCAGGGCAUGAAGGCGGCGGAAGCAUGGAUUUGGAGGUUUGCCUCCCACCGGAAACAAUGGCGGGGCUCGAAUCUGAUGGUGAGUUUAUGGGUGUGGUCAGUUCUUAUUAGUCACGUAAUCUUUCAGUAGGACCUUUCGCUCGCGCUUGCAAGAAUGGCUCUACGCUCGUCCUCGCAAUCGUUAGUUUUAAUACUCUUUCCUGUGAAAUGCAUAAUAUGCAUUCAUAUGAGAAUUUUCUGUUUUCUUUAACAUUUUGUGCCCCUUCACCAACUUGUGUCGCCCAGCUUUCUUGCCUCAUUCGGAUCAUCCGGUGAGAGGGGUGAAGUAACUUUUACUGGCACAGAUGGUGGAAUAGGAUGAUUAAUUAGCAAUAGGCAUAAUACAACGGACUCACAUGUUCGGAGUGUGUCCAAACACAAAUACAAGCACAAAUGUGUUUAAAGUUAUUCGAUGAAUAUUGCUGAAGGACAAAAUAUCAACAUUUGUUCAUCUUUGUUGUAAAGGAGGACAAAUUUACUCCCAAUAGUCCAAUUAUCCUACUUUGUACUACUUGAAUAUUAAUUUGCAA